Molecule: messenger RNA, 1101 nt
Organism: Gracilinanus agilis (Agile Gracile Mouse Opossum)
Lineage: Eukaryota; Metazoa; Chordata; Mammalia; Didelphimorphia; Didelphidae
Gene: CLYBL
Product: citramalyl-CoA lyase
Exons: 8
Coding region: 55-957 (300 amino acids)
Biological process (GO): regulation of cobalamin catabolic process
Molecular function (GO): (S)-citramalyl-CoA lyase activity
Source: RefSeq, a predicted model, not a curated record
GUCCAGGGGCGGAGCGGGAGAGCCAGGAGCUGGAGCCUAGAGUGGGGCGGGAAGAUGGCGCUAAGACUGUGGCAAAAUGCCGGCCGCGCUGUAGAGGCUGUUGCAGCUGCUGCCGCGAGAGCCGGAGCUGGAGCCGGAGGUGUAGCAGGACUCCUGGGAAAUUUGAAGGUUUCUCUGGCAGUGAAUGUUUUCAAGACUGGAUAUUGUUCUUCAGUUAAUCACAAGUACAUUCCCAGGAGGGCAGUGCUGUAUGUUCCUGGAAAUGAUGAAAAGAAAAUACAGAAAGUACCAUCACUGAAUGUCGACUGUGCAGUGUUAGACUGUGAAGAUGGUGUGGCUAUGAAUAAAAAGGAUGAAGCAAGAUUGAGAAUAGUGAAGACCCUCGAAGAGUUUGAUUUGGGCCCAACUGAAAAGUGUGUGAGGAUCAAUGCAGUCUCCAGUGGCCUUGCUGAGCAAGAUUUGGAGGCCCUCCUGCAAUCCCAGGUCCUCCCUUCCAGCCUGAUGCUGCCAAAGGUUGAAAAUCCUGAAGAAAUACGCUGGUUUUCAGACAAAUUUUUAUUCCAUUUAAAAGGCCGAACACUUGUAGAACCAAUGAAUUUAAUCCCUUUUGUGGAAACUGCCAUGGGUUUGCUCAAUUUUAAGGCUGUCUGUGAAGAAACACUGAAGACAGGAUCUCGAGCAGGUCUUCAUCUGGAUGCAGUUGUUUUUGGAGGAGAGGAUUUCCGGGCCAGCAUAGGUAAGCAGGUGAUCCACCCGAACCAAAUUGCAGUGGUCCAAGAGCAGUUUUCUCCAACGAGUGAAAAAAUUAAGUGGGCCAAAGAACUGAUUUCUGCUUUUAAAGAACAUCAACAAUUAGGAAAGGGAGCCUUUACUUUCCAUGGGAGUAUGAUAGACAUGCCAUUACUGAAGCAGGCACAGAACAUUGUUACGCUUGCCACAGCCAUCAAGAAAAAAUGACCUGCUAAAAGAAACUCUCCCCAGGCUAAAGGGUAUUGAAGCCGCCGAGGAUCAACUUGUGGUUGCCAGAGGACGCCAAUGAAGUUUGAAACACCAACAAUCAGAGAUUUUGUUUCUGUUCCUCAUUAAAUCAUGAGCUUUUGU